This is a messenger RNA of Oryza brachyantha (malo sina), 757 nucleotides long. RefSeq lists its product as uncharacterized. Bases 55 to 492 code for a protein of 145 amino acids. The record is from RefSeq and is a predicted model, not a curated record. The transcript has a single exon. NCBI's taxonomy places the organism in Eukaryota, Viridiplantae, Streptophyta, Magnoliopsida, Poales, Poaceae.
UCCUUCUCCUCCUCGACUACAUCUUGAUUCUGCCUCGAACUUGUGUAGUAGUUCAUGCUCGCAAGUAAGAUGCAUCAGACGCAAGAAGGUGUAGAGCGAAGAGGAGGAAUGGGAGAAGAUGGCAAGGAGAUGUGGGACAUGGGGAGCUCGCUCUACGACUCCUACGAGCUGGCCUCCUUGUGCCAGAUCCUUGACAGGCACGUCGGCACCGGCGACCUGCCGUUGUUGCACGGCGAGCCGCGGCAGGAGGGGCAGCGCAUCGGCACCGGAGCGCCGCCGCCGCCCAAAGAGAGGAGGAACGCGCAGGCCGUGGUGCCCAGGGGCGCCGCCCAACGGGGCGGCGGCACCGGCAGGAAGGUGACGCUGCGAGCGCUGUUCAGGGCAGCGGCGUCAUGGGCGGCGGUGACCAGGCCGAGGAAGGCGCACGGCGGUGCCUGCGUUGGUGCAGAUUCCGCCGGAGCAAUCGAACCGGUUGUCUCGCCGGGCCGGUAAAAAACUUUGAUGUGAUCUUCGUUCUGUGUUCUUCAGCUGGGGACAUGAAUUUUCUUCAUCUUUGGUUGGUUUGUUGCAAUCUACCGUUUGCAAUGUGCCUUCUUAUCUGACUGUCGAUCAUGGAGUGAGUAGCCAUGUCUCCAGGCAAUGUGAUCCGUGAUGGUUUCUACUCCUACAUGGUGCACGUCAUCAUCUGAGCUAUAGCUCUGUGUGUCGCAUGGUAUCAUCUUCUUCCUCCAGGUUUGGAAAGUCGUUGAAUUGAAAC